AUGGAGAAAGAAAUGCAAGAACUUUAUGGCCAAUCAUCAGGUCGUAUAAGAUCUCCAAGUAUGAUUGUCAAUCCAUUGAAUUUAAAAGAACAAUAUAAAUUCACACGUAAUAAAUCUCCAUCAUUUGCUCAAGCACGUCGUUUUCGUUCUGAUCAAUUAGCGCGUGAUAAUCGUGAUCAAGGUCAACCAUAUUCACAUCAAUCUCAACUUUUCUCAUCGAACUAUCAUUCAUACAGUGGAAUAAAUCCAAAUCUAGGUAUGUCAAAUCAAGAAGGAUGUCGUUUAACAAACAAUUAUUGUGCACAUGAUUAUCAAUGUUGUUCAGGAAAAUGUCGAUGUGUUCGAUGGUCUAUAAUGGGGAAAAUGUCUUGUCAUAAAAAAUGUUUUUAA
Molecule: messenger RNA, 390 nt
Organism: Adineta steineri
Lineage: Eukaryota; Metazoa; Rotifera; Eurotatoria; Adinetida; Adinetidae
Source: the annotation of a GenBank genome assembly